AUGCAUAUCCGCCGUCUGAUUAUUCACUUACUCUUUCUUGUUAAAUCUUCAGCUAAUCUUUUGGGUCUUCUUAUCUCUAUCUGUGUUUUAAGAAUGGGAAUGUUAAGCCUUCAAUUAGGCCAGGGAUACGACUUAAAAGUACUUAGAACUAUUCAGUUCCUUUACUUACUUGAAUUAUUAGGAUCAUUAUCAGGUGCUACUCGUCAGAACUACUUGGUUUCCUUAAUGCAAACUGGAUCUCGUAUAUUCAUUUCUGGCUGGAUAUGUCCUGAUAAGCCUAAUAAGGUACUUAGUGUAAUGCUAAUCACCUGGGGAAUAGCUGAUACGUUAAGAUUUAGUCAUUAUUUAGUGCCUGGUUUAAGAAGAGUAAGAGCGGCAGCUUCUUUACUUCUUUAUCCGAUUGGAGUUCUUUGUGAAGUAUUUCUCUUAAUACAACGUAGAGAUCGCUUAUCUAUUAUUGCCCUUCUUAUCUACAUUCCAGGUUUUAUCUAUCUUUAUUAUAAGGCUAGUAAUCGCUUAACUAGUAAAUCUAACAAGCAAUCUAAGUAG
This is a messenger RNA of Nematocida homosporus, 549 nucleotides long. RefSeq names its product very-long-chain (3R)-3-hydroxyacyl-CoA dehydratase. NCBI's taxonomy places the organism in Eukaryota, Fungi, Microsporidia. Gene Ontology annotation, biological process: very long-chain fatty acid biosynthetic process; fatty acid elongation; sphingolipid biosynthetic process. Gene Ontology annotation, molecular function: 3-hydroxyacyl-CoA dehydratase activity. Gene Ontology annotation, cellular component: endoplasmic reticulum membrane. Bases 1 to 549 code for a protein of 182 amino acids. The record is from RefSeq and is a predicted model, not a curated record. The transcript has a single exon.